Molecule: messenger RNA, 1086 nt
Organism: Emiliania huxleyi CCMP1516
Lineage: Eukaryota; Haptophyta; Isochrysidales; Noelaerhabdaceae
Exons: 4
Coding region: 1-1086 (361 amino acids)
Biological process (GO): adenine catabolic process; hypoxanthine salvage
Cellular component (GO): cytosol
Molecular function (GO): adenine deaminase activity
Source: RefSeq, a predicted model, not a curated record
AUGCCCGAGUUUGUGGCGGGGUUGCCAAAGGCGGAGCUGCACCUGCACAUCGAGGGCUCGCUCACGCCAGCGCGAGCGUACGCCAUAGCGAAGCGCAACGGGCUUGAUCUCGACGCCUUUGAUCCAGAGAAGGGCGCUGCCGCACGCCGCGAGUUCACCUCACUCGUGCCGUUCCUCAUCGAGUACGGAAAGUGCUCCGGCGUCAUGCGGAAGGAGGCGGAUUUCUACGACAUGAUGUACGAUUAUCUCGAGCGGGCCGCCGAGAAUGGCGUCGUGCAUGCAGAGAUCUUUUUUGAUCCGCAGACGCACUGCUACACAGACAUCCUUGAGUUCAAGACGGUGAUCACCGGCCUGACAAAGGCGCUUGAGGAGGGCCGCAAGACGCUGGGCGUCGACGGGAAGCUCAUCCUCUGCUUCCUUCGCGACCGCUCAGUCGAGGAGGCGCUGCAGGUACUCGAGGACGCGAGGCCGUACAUGGAAGUCAAGAGUCCCGUGUACACGCCCGAUCUCCUUGGGGUGGGCAUGGACAACGCGGAGCUCGGUUUCCGGCCUGGUCGCUUCAAGCCCGCGUACGACAAGGCGCGUCACGCGCGCGAGGCGGGGCUGCACUGCGUUGCGCACGCGGGCGAGGAGGGGGAUGCGUCGUACAUCACCGAAGCGCUCGACGACCUGAAGAUCGAGCGCGUCGACCACGGCGUGCGGUGCCUCGAGGACCCGGCCGUCGUGGAGCGGCUCGUCAAGGCGCAGACGCCCUUGACUGUCUGCCCCUGCUCAAACCACCGGCUCCAAGUGUACCCGCGCUUCUUCUGCGGCGAGAACGCCGUGCGCCAGCUGCUCAGCCGGGGCGUCAAGGUGACGGUCAACUCAGACGACCCAGCCUACUUCUUCAUGGGCAACGUCAGCGCUGCCGGCCGCGCCUGCGAUGCGAGCGCAUAUGAUGGGUUUCUUGCCUCCAACUAUGUGCGGACCCUCGCCCUCAACUCGUUCGACGCUUCCUUCAUCAGCGAGGACGAUAAGAAGGCGCACAAGGCCAAGGUUGCGGAAUACUGCAAGGGCUGGCGACCGGCUUGCCCUCCGGCGGCAUGA